CGCUUGUGUUUAAUGCUUCUGAGCCCAUCCGGUUCUAGAUUGACCGUGAAAAUCGAGAGACAUUGCAGAGGCUUACAGCGGCUUGGGCAGCCGCAACUCCUCAUUCUCCUUCCAGAUUGCUGUUCUCCCUCAGUGGAAUCGUCGUUAUCGUUCAGGAUUCAAUAAUUUUUGUUCAGGGGACUGUUUGUUUAAUAUUGGACGUUGCCUGAAAAACGACGAGAAGGGGAAGGACGAUCGACGGCGAUACUCGUAUUUAUAGAAUCUUUGUUAAUUGAGAAUGUUCUACCUCAGUCUAAUAGAGCAUACUUUGCGUUUGCCUCCUUCUCUCCUUAGCCUUCCUCUCCAAGAUGCUAUUAAGAAGGAGCUUGAGAAUAUCUUUUUAGACAAGGUUAUUGCUAGUUUGGGCUUAUGCAUUUCAGUAUAUGACAUCAGAAAAAUUGAGGGUGGCUUUAUCUUUCCUGGAGAUGGUGCAUCCACAUACGUGGUUGAAUUUAGAAUGGUUAUAUUCCGUCCGUUUGUGGGAGAAAUAAUUGCUGGAAAACUUAAAGAAUCUAACAAGGAUGGUUUGCGCUUGUCACUUGGAUUUUUUGAUGACAUUUACAUACCAGCACAUCGUUUGCCAAAGCCAUCCAGUUAUGAACAUGACCAAGAGAAUAGGUAUCAGGUUAUAUGGACAUGGGAAUAUGAUUCAGAAGAUAACAACAAGUUCUAUAUCGACGGCUUAGAUGAGAUUAAGUUUCGAGUUGACAGUGUAGAGUAUCCUCCAGUUCCAAUUGAGCAACCUGAAAAGCCAUUUGCCCCUAUGGUGAUUACAGGAACACUUGAUGAUGAUGGUUUAGGCCCUGUUACAUGGUGGUGAUGCAGAAUUUUUGGAAUUCUAACAGUGUCUGUCAAACUUGUAGAGAAAAUAUCUCUUUAUGAUAGAGGUUCAAUCUUUUCAAUUUUCUCUGGCCUCUGUUCAAAUGAAUAGAAAAUGCAACAACCUAAACUAGAAGCUUGGAUGCUUUUGACGGUUAGGAAAUUCGAUUUUUUGUUUGGUUAUUAAUAUUAUUAUUAUUUUAUGAUGAUCUUUCUGGUUGUAAUCUUCGGCAAUUGAAAUGAAAAUAUGUAUUGAUUGCAUGUUAA
Molecule: messenger RNA, 1125 nt
Organism: Hevea brasiliensis (rubber tree)
Lineage: Eukaryota; Viridiplantae; Streptophyta; Magnoliopsida; Malpighiales; Euphorbiaceae
Exons: 7
Coding region: 278-859 (193 amino acids)
Biological process (GO): transcription initiation at RNA polymerase III promoter; DNA-templated transcription
Cellular component (GO): RNA polymerase III complex
Source: RefSeq, a predicted model, not a curated record